AUGCUAUCUGCAUUUGGACUCCCCAUCUCAGCCACUGAGCUCCUUCUGGCUGCCUCCAUCUUCUGCCUCAUAUUCUGGGUGGUCAGGGCCUGGAAAUCACAGGUCCCCAAAGACCUAAAGAGUCCCCCAGGGCCCUGGGGCUUGCCCCUGAUCGGACAUGUGCUGACCCUGGGGAAAAACCCACACCUGGCACUGACCAGGCUGAGCCAGCAGUACGGGGAUGUGCUGCAGGUGCGCAUCGGCUGCACGCCCGUGGUGGUACUGAGUGGCCUGGACACCAUCCGGCAGGCCCUGGUGCGGCAGGGCGAUGACUUCAAGGGCCGGCCUGACCUCUACAGCUUCACCCUGAUUGGUAACGGAGAGAGCAUGACCUUCAACCCUGACUCUGGCCCUGUGUGGGCUGCCCGCCGGCGUCUGGCUCAGAAUGCCCUGAAGAGCUUCUCUUUGGCUUCGGACCCAGCUUCCUCAUCCUCCUGCUACCUGGAGGAGCACGUGAGGAAGGAGGCUGAGUACCUUAUCCACAAGUUUCAGGAGUUGAUGGCAACCGUUGGGCACUUUGACCCCUAUAGGUACAUAGUGGUGUCAGUAGCCAAUGUCAUCUCUGCCAUGUGUUUUGGCCAACGCUAUGACCAUGACCAUCAAGAGUUGCUGAGCAUAAUCAACUUAAAUAAUGAGUUUGGGGACGUGGCUGCCUCUGGGAAUGUGGUGGAUUUCAUUCCCAUCCUUCGCUAUCUGCCCAAUACCAGUCUGAAUACCUUCAAAGAACUGAAUGAAAGGUUCUCUACUUUCAUACAGAAGAUAGUUGAAGAGCACUACAAAAAAUUUGAAAAGGGCUACAUCCGGGAUAUCACAGAUAGCCUAAUUGAGCAUUGUCAGGAAAAGAAGCGGGAUGAGAAUGCAAAUAUCCAACUCUCAGACAGGAAGAUCAUUACCAUUGUCAUGGAUCUCUUUGGAGCUGGGUUUGACACAGUCACAACUGCCAUCUCCUGGAGCCUCAUGUAUGUGGUGACGAACCCUAGGGUGCAGAGAAGGAUCCAGGAGGAGCUGGACACAGUGAUUGGCGGGGCACGGAUGCCCCAACUUUCUGACAGGCUCCAGCUUCCCUAUCUGGAAGCUUUCAUCUUGGAGACUUUUAGGCACUCGUCUUUCCUCCCCUUCACCAUCCCCCACAGCACCACGAGACACACAAGUCUAAAUGGCUUUUACAUCCCCAAGGGUCAGUGUAUCUUUGUGAACCAAUGGCAGAUCAACCAUGAUCAGAAGUUGUGGGGUGAUCCGUCUGAGUUUCGGCCAGAAAGGUUUCUCACCACUGAUGGCACCAUCAACAAGACACUAAGUGAAAGGGUGAUGAUCUUCGGCCUUGGCAAGCGGAAGUGUAUUGGGGAAACCAUUGCCCGCUUGGAAGUCUUCCUCUUCCUGGCCACCCUGCUGCAUCAGCUGGAGUUUAGUGUGCCACCAGACAUGAAGGUGGACAUGUCCCCCAUCUAUGGGCUGACCAUAAAGCAUGCCCGCUGUGAACACUUCCAGGUGCACCUGCGCUCUUAA
Molecule: messenger RNA, 1545 nt
Organism: Elephantulus edwardii (Cape elephant shrew)
Lineage: Eukaryota; Metazoa; Chordata; Mammalia; Macroscelidea; Macroscelididae
Product: cytochrome P450 1A1-like
Exons: 6
Coding region: 1-1545 (514 amino acids)
Biological process (GO): progesterone metabolic process; hormone biosynthetic process
Molecular function (GO): heme binding; oxidoreductase activity, acting on paired donors, with incorporation or reduction of molecular oxygen, reduced flavin or flavoprotein as one donor, and incorporation of one atom of oxygen; steroid 17-alpha-monooxygenase activity
Source: RefSeq, a predicted model, not a curated record